ACAAAAAAAACAAACACAAAUUCGCUCAUCCCGCAGAGCUCGCUCGUACGGAAACUCGCCGUCGUCCCGUUCGCAUUGUUACAAAAACGUCCUCGAACACAAAAGUAGCAAAUUACCGAAGCGAUGCAGCGGCUUUAGUGUAGUUUUUUGUUGCAGUGCGUGUUUACUUGUGUUAACCGUUUGUGCAACAGCCGCCCAGCCGACAAGAGCGUUUUCUCCACCACCCAGAAAAACAACGACGACAACGACGACGACGGUGCAUUAUUCAAUCUCGCGAGCAAAAGUGACCUUUCGGUCCGUCGGUCCAGAAAGCGCCCGCCCUACUCCCUCUUCACUCCACCUGCACCUGCACUCGAGCUAUCCGCCCGUUAGCCCCGCAAAACGAUGAGCGUGGUGGGCAAGAAGCUCAGCUCGUCGAUCGCCGCCCAGGAUGCCCAGGAAGGAUCCGGGGCGGCAACGGGGACACCGUCGGGCGGUGGUUCGUCCACAGGCACGACCGGCCCGACCAGCCCGAUCACGCCGGACUACGUGCUGCAGCUGAACAAAAUCACCGACGACUACCUCUGCACGCCCGAUGCGAACAUUUACGAGAUCGAUUUUACCCGCUUCAAGAUACGGGACCUCGAGUCCGGUGCGGUCCUGUUCGAGAUCGCGAAACCAUCGCUCAGCGACAUCACCCACACGGCGGCCGGUAGUGACAGUAGUAAGCCGAGCAAGGAACCGGGUGCGGCCAACGAGGAAGCGAGUAGUGGGGCACCGUCCGCUACCACCGGGGAACGGGGCACGGAGGAGGCGGAGGAAACGUUCGAACCGAACGCUGGCCGCUACGUGCGGUACCAAUUUACGCCGCAAUUUCUCAAACUAAAAACCGUUGGUGCUACUGUCGAGUUUACCGUUGGCAGCAAGAGCGUGAAAAACUUUCGCAUGAUCGAGCGGCACUUCUUCAAGGAUCGGUUGCUGAAAACGUUCGACUUUGAGUUUGGCUACUGUAUUCCCUUUUCUAAAAAUACGUGUGAACACAUCUACGAGUUCCCCACUAUCCCGCCGGAUCUAGUGAACGAAAUGAUUCAGCAUCCCUUCGAAACGCGCUCGGAUAGUUUCUACUUCGUCGACGGUUGCCUGGUGAUGCACAACAAGGCCGACUACGCUUACAAUGGAGGGCUGUGAGCAGGGCAUGAGACGCCAACGGUGGUGUUUUUUUCGUGUAUGUGUGUGUGUGUAUGUGUGCAUUGAAUUUUGGUAAUAAUUUUGCCUCGCGAUCUUUUCGCGCGAUCGUACGAAGCAAGGGCGCGGUUUUACGUGUGCGCGUUUGUGUGUAUCUUUAGUAUGUACGUGAAUGUACGUGUGCCGGUAAUGGAUUUCUCGUACGUGUGUGCAGACCCACAUACACACACACACACAAACCCGAGCACUACAUUACGCAGCAAAAAGGAGGGAAACGCGAGGAUACGCGCCACCACUACACGCGGUUCUUGUUCUAGAAAUCUCCCCCAAAACGAUCGAUGGUGCUGCUACGACCAGAUGUGGCGAUGUGGAAGGUGAAUCAAGCUGCAAGAAAGUGACCAAAGAGGCCGAACGGGGCACGGGAUGAAGUUAAAUGAUAAACAAACAUCAGCAACCCUCGGGCGUGGCCGCAGUACGGUAAACACGAGAGCGUGAGAGAAAAAAAAAGAAACAAAACAGGUACGUUAAAUAUAAACAUAAUUCUAUAAUGCAGAUCAGCAAGAGAAGAAAGUAGAAAAACCAACAAAAAAAAACGGAAAAAAUCCAAUCGAAACUAAAAGAUAAAAGACAUUUUUGAAUUACUCUCUUCGAUCCUGCUGCGAAAGCUGCCCCGCAAAAAAUCGCUGUAAAAUAGGGCAACAGGAGAGAUUUACUACUGUGUUACAUACACGCAAGUUUAUUACGUGCUCGGCUUUAACUGUUCGUUGUAUUUAUGAAGUAAUGAUGGGAAGCAGGGGGAAACAUGCCCAUCCCAAAAGCAAUGUGUUAGGAUUAGUGCACACGGUCGAAACACGGAGGUUACACACGUAACGGUGCGUAACAUUACUCGAACCAUGAAACAGAUGUCCCGCGUCUAGUAGAACUAAAAAAACUAAAGAGAAGAAGAAGCAGUAGCAGCAUCAAUAGCUAAAACAAAACACACACUCGUCUAAUCACCUUUCUUGCCUUAAUUAUCCGUUUGUUAUCGAUGCUUCCCGGUGCUGAUGGGUGCUGAAGCAAGCCGCUGGUGCCGGUCGGCCAGCCGGCCUUCCCCAACAAAACACACGAGGGGGUAGAGAGAGAGAGGGAGAUUUAAAAGGAAAGUCGACGAGUUGAUGAAUGAGAUAGGCAUUAUAGGGGUAACGGCAAGAGCAACGGUGCUCUGGUGAGAAGAAUUGUAUUUUAAAAAUAGACAGUACACGGCCCCACAUCGAUGCACGCGUAAGAAGGAGUCAAAUUUCGGUUUUUUUUUUUAAAUAGCAGAAGCAAUGCCGAAGCACGGCGCGCAAAUGUUCUAUACACCCAACCACUUGAUCUGAGAUACAGGAACAGAGCUUUAUAUUUAUCAACCCGAGUCACGAGUCACGAUCAUCUCAUUCGCGCGUUAACUCACUCAAACACGGUACUGUAUUUAAUUUUAGCAAUAUUUGCUUCGCAAUGGAAUGCCAGAAAGCAAACAAUUCGAAUAAUUCUACUUAAAACAACAGCACGGUGGUAUGAACAGUGUGUUAGCUGAGAGAAUGCGAUUAGUAUCGAUCGAUUAUUGAACGAAUCAGUGUAAAUGUUUGCGACCAGGAGUGACCACCAGAGGAGACAUUUUCUCUGCAUGCAAUUGAAUUGAUUGAAUGGAACAAAAACGAUUUGAAAGGCAUUUUUGGUAGUGAUUUUGAAGCUCGUUGUCGUCCUCUCGGGCCGCUUUCUGGCGGGCUGGGAUCAAUCACACACGCUAUUCCCUAAUCCCCAAACUCCAGAGAGCUGUGUGUGUGUGCCCUUUGACCCCUUGUGCUAACCGUUUGCCUUUUAUCAGCCAUUUUUUGUACGGGCGAAAGCUUACGACGAUGAAAGCAAAGCCAAAAAUCGAAUCAUUUCACUUUCGCACCCACAAAACACCACCACACAGGGGUGGUUGUUUGCUUGCGUGGAGUGACAAAUAAUAACCAGCCAGCCCGACCUCCCACUGAGGAGCGGGCGCUUUGUUUUUGCGCCAUAUUAUACGCGAUGCUAUUCGCGUGACCGCAGCAACAUAACACACACCGUUAGAGAGAGGGUGGUAGAUUUGUUUUUUUUUUCUCGUUCUUCCUAUUUCUCUCUCUGUGUGGUGUUGAAUUUCAGCAUGUAAUAUGAUGGGGUGGUUGGGGUUCCCCCCCCCCCCAUCCCAUAUGUGUGUGUGUGUGUGCGCGUGGUUGUGUAUGCUGGCUGACACCGUGCCACCGUGGUGUCCAUGGUCGUUACCCAUACUUUUUAUCGAUUGUAACUAGAAACACAAACCGAUGCCGAGUGUUAGGUGAAAUGAUUAACUUUUGUUGGGUUCUAGCGCCUUCCAAAAAAAAAAAAAAAUUCAGUGUAUUAAAGCUCGUUUGGGAGCAGAAAAAACUCAUUUUACGCAUACACAAAGGAUGUAAAAUGUGGUGCCGUUCAUAUUGGGAAAGUAAAUUAUCAUUAUAAAAUAAAUUAUGUUUAAAAAAAUAACGACUAAAAAAACAACACUAUCGCUACAACCAAAACCGUCAGUACUGAAUAAUAGGAAAAGCUAUUUAAUAUUACAAAAAAAAAACACAUAAACCUCACAGCCAAAACUCACACAACUGCAAUAAAACUAAAGGCAAAAAGUAAAAUAACCUCACGCGAAACGACACCGGUCAGAAAGUAGCAAGCAAACUAAUAAGAUGAAAUAAUUAAGAAAGUCUCAACACAACAACAACAAACACAAUUAAAAGUAAAUCGUUAAAAAUGCCACAACAAUGUAUAGAGCGAACAGAAUAUAGCAAUAGUUGUCGCCCUAAACAAUAAAGAGCGCAAAAUUAAAAAAGUCAAACUAAAAACACUGCUCCUUGUCCACGCGCCACAAUGAAACGAAGAAGCGGUUCCAGUGCGACCCAAGCCUCUCUAAAUGAAGACAGUGAGAAAACGCUUGCACGUGUUUGUUUUUAAAACACACACACAAACGUACUAGCGGCUAUCGGGGAAUGUCGGGUAAACAGAACUGAGUUUUAGCAACAGCAACAAAAAACAACCUUUAAGAUCAUAGAAGGACAGUUAAUCCUUUAACUAGAACGAUCGGCGAAACGAAAGGAUGGCUUUAGUACUUAGUAGUAGCGAUAGCCAUGGUCUUAGUAAAUACGCUCCCUGUCCCCCCCCCCCCCCAAAAGAGACUAACACGCAAAAAGGGAAUUGUUGCGUGCGAGAUCAACACGCGAUCAUGCGUAUCAUCAUCACCAUCACCGACUGCGUCGAGGACAGCUAUGCCCCGCCACCCAAUUCAUUAAUGAAUUACUUAGUAAAACAUCAGUGCUAGUGUUUAACAACAUACUUAGGUGUUCUCUACCCAAUACAAGCAAUAGCAACAAACAAAGUAACCGCUGGUAACACACUAAGCGAAACAGACAGACAGACAGGAGAGGCUGGGAUAGCAAAGCAUUUUAAACUCUCUUCUCACCGAGCGAUUGUGGUGGUGAUUGAUGGCAGGGGGACUGAAGCGAAAUGGCCAUAGUGUUUAAGGAUCUUCAGGCUUCGUUCACACGUAAUUUACUGUAAACUACCCGCCCAGGAACUGUUUUUUCCUUGUGAUUUGUCACUGUUUUUGUGUGUGCGUUUGUGGAGAUAUUUUAUGGGAAAGCAUUUAAAAGCUUGAACAACAAGAGCACUACUAACCGUUGUGUUCCAUCUUGUGUCCCAUUUUCUACUAGUCUAGUUUGAACUGUUUUUAGCAUAAAAAAUCAGCCAUUUCAGUCUCCAUCCUUCAUUGAACUCUAGUCAUUUACAUUUAAGUGUGUUAUGCGGGGAGGGUUUUGCCGCAAGUAACGCAAAGGAGGAAGUAACGCUUAGUAACGACCACCUAUGAGGGAAUGGGAUAUAAAGUUACAUUACGUCUUUUGACAAUGUUUUGUGUCCGCUGUUUUCUUGGAGCUUCACUCAGUCGGUUAGCUUUUUUUUUAUUAAGAAAAGAAACGAAACGGUUGACCACCACAACUUAAAUACCACGCCGCCCAUUUAACAAGUGUAACGUUACCACAGCAAAAAAAAAAAAACAAAACAAAAAACAAAUCUAAUUCGGGAAGCAAAACAAGCGUAUGCGUAAGGCAGCGAAUAUAUUCCUAUGUUAUAGAAUAAUGAAAGUAAAAGUGUAGUAAAAGAUAGCAAACAAGAUAAAAAUAAAGCUAAAAUCGGCAAAGCUAAUUAAAUUGAAAAAGGAAAACAAGUAAGGUAAACAAUUAAUAAACAAAAUAACAAAAAAGCACAUUUUGGCUGAAAAAGCGGAAGUAUUAGCGGAAACAAUAAAAUGCGAAUACGUAGCACGGCGUUGGUGGUGAGCAUUGAAUUGAAGUAGGAAAAAGAAUGAGAUAAAAUAGAGUUAAAUGAAAGGAAUGAGUAACAAAGCGAACCAGUUCCAGAGUUUUGUGCGAAAAAGGAGAAGAUUUUCUUAAAGAAAAGAAAACAAACAGAUGGAAAGAGCACUGUUCUUUUUUAGUUUUCUGAGGGGCUUGUGCCAUAUUUAAACCAGUUAAAUCGUAUUCAAUGUAAAAGAAAGCAAAACUGAGUAAAGAAAGAGCCCGUAAAGGCCCGUGAGGAAAGAAUAGAAUGUUAUCUAGGGUAAAAACGAACGCGACGACGAAACACGACGUGGUGCAAAACAAAC
This is a messenger RNA of Anopheles merus, 5839 nucleotides long. RefSeq names its product protein unc-119 homolog (gene unc-119). Gene Ontology annotation, molecular function: lipid binding. NCBI's taxonomy places the organism in Eukaryota, Metazoa, Arthropoda, Insecta, Diptera, Culicidae. Gene Ontology annotation, cellular component: cilium. Bases 385 to 1167 code for a protein of 260 amino acids. The record is from RefSeq and is a predicted model, not a curated record. The transcript is spliced from 3 exons. Gene Ontology annotation, biological process: nervous system development; lipoprotein transport; cilium assembly.